Messenger RNA from Symbiodinium sp. CCMP2592, 975 nucleotides. The record is from the annotation of a GenBank genome assembly. Lineage: Eukaryota; Dinophyceae; Suessiales; Symbiodiniaceae.
AUGACGACUGGCUUCGUUGAAAUCUUCGUCGGUGUCGUCAUUUGGCGGGGUCAUCACGCACGCUUGCUCGAUGACAGCUUCGUCCGCGAAGAUCGGGACGUUGGUCGCGACUCCGAGUGCGAUCGCGUCGGAGGGUCUCGCGUCGAUGUGGACGAGGUGGCCGUCGGGUCGGGCUAUAGAGAGCUGGGCGAUGAAGGCGCCGUCGACGAGGUCGGUGAUGGUGAUCGCUUCGAGGGUUGCGCCGAGUCCUGUGAUGGUCGAUGCGAGCAGGUCGUGGGUCAUGGGGCGUGGGAGUUCCAUGCCUUCAAGGCGGCGUCCGAUCGCGGCGGCUUCGACGAUCCCGAUCACGAUGGGGAAGGAUCGGGGAUGGGUGAGGUUGGGGUCGGCUUCGCGGAGCUCGAUGAGCUGCUCGGCUUUGCGCUCGUGGAUCAGGAUUCUGGCGGGGGAGAUUUGCGUGGAUUGCGGCGAGCGAUGGCGGUUGUCGGCAACGCGGACGGUGCUCCCGGUGUGUCCAUCGCAGAAGACCCCACGCUGGUGGGACAUGAGCGUGUCGAUGUAGCGGACGAAGUCCGGGCUGGCGCGGUGGAGGUGGCGCGUGCGUUUGUUCCAGACCUCGGAGACGAGCUGGGUGUUGACGAUGCGCGUGAUGUCGGGCUGCCAGAUCUUCCAGACUUGCUGGUCGAGGAUACCGAGGUCCACAAGCGCGUGCUCGUGGGCGAGCAGGUCGAAGUAUUCACGGAUUGCGACGGCGGUUUCGAGGUCGCCUUGCCAAUGGUCGUUGAGGCGGAGGUCGGCGUCGAGUCUGCGGAACGCGAUCAGCGAUGCGUGACGCUCCGUCAGGUACGCGAGGAUGGCGCAGAGCGAUCCGGCUACGAUCGCGCUCGUGGAGACGAGUUGGAGCAGGAGGGGCAAUGGCAUCGCAUCGGCCCGUCCGAUUGGGAGGAUGGUGAUUUCUGGUCGGAUUCCAUAGCGUGA